AUGACUGAUGAUUCUCCGGAUGAACUAUCAAGUGAAUCAAAGCCUUCAUUGACAGUCGCCAAACACAUUUACUUCGAUGAAGACCACCAUGAAAAUAACGAUGAAAAUACAUCGACACAGCAGAAAAUCAUCGAACGACCAGUCUCCUCAACAGUUCGCAUGGAUGGAAGUGAUUUAAUAUCACGCUGUCAAAAUCUAAUUCCAUUAUUAUCAGAUACAAAUGCCAUUACGACGGACAAAGACCAAUCGAAUGAAAAGGCCGAAGAGGAAUUCCAUUUACCUGUUGACGAUGACGAUUCAGAAUCUGAGAAAAGUGCAAAAGAAAGCGGUGAAGCUUCAUCUUCAACCGAUGAAGAAAUUGUGAAGAAAAAACGAAAAAAGAAGAAAAAGAAAAAGAAAAAAAAACUAAAACCUAAUGACACAGAUACCCCUAAAAACAAUCAAGAUUUAUCAUCUCAAUAA
This is a messenger RNA of Adineta ricciae, 462 nucleotides long. The record is from the annotation of a GenBank genome assembly. Lineage: Eukaryota; Metazoa; Rotifera; Eurotatoria; Adinetida; Adinetidae.